GUAACGGGAAAAUGCUCGCUCCCUCCCCGCCGACAGCGAUGCCAUAGAUGGGCCGCGCAGGAUGUGAGUCCUCGGCAGAAGAAGCGGGAGGAUGGCUAAACCAGGCUCGUCUGCGGCGCUGCUGCUGCUGCUGGGCUCGCUCUCGGUGUCCUCCGUUCACGCCGACGCCCUGCUGUCAGCCCCGCUGAAUGUGACCAUCCGAGAGGUGGAGGUCAACUCCGCCGUGGUGACGUGGGAGAUCCUGGAGGGAGACCCCGUCAUUGGAUUCGCCAUCACCCAACAGAAGAAGGACGUCCGCAUGCUGAGGUUCAUCCAGGAGGUGAACACCACCACGCGCUCCUGCGCGCUGUGGGACCUGGACGAGGACACCGAGUACAUCGUGCACGUCCAGAGCAUCAGCAUGGGCGGCAGCAGCCCCCCCAGCCAGCCCCUGCUCUUCAGGACGCUGAAGGAGUCGGAAAAGAUGGCGUCCAAGAGCCCCGACGAGGUGACGAUGGAGGAGGUGGGUCAGGCCGCCCAGCUGAGGGCCGGAGAACUCAUCAUCAUCGUGGUGGUGCUCGUCAUGUGGGCAGGCGUGAUCGCCCUGUUCUGUCGCCAGUACGAUAUCAUCAAAGACAACGAGCCCAACAACAACAAGGACAAAGCCAAGAACUCCUCGGAGUGCAGUACUCCCGAGCACCCGCAGGGGGGGCUACUGCGCAGCAACGUCUAGGACCAGCCCGGCAUCGCCUUCUGCAAUAACCAACUCCUCUAAGCUCAGGACAGACCCUGAGACCAACGGAAAGCCAUUCUCAGAA
Messenger RNA from Salarias fasciatus (jewelled blenny), 797 nucleotides. RefSeq names its product fibronectin type III domain containing 5b (gene fndc5b). The record is from RefSeq and is a predicted model, not a curated record. The coding region runs from base 92 to 712 and encodes 206 amino acids. Gene Ontology annotation, molecular function: protein binding. Gene Ontology annotation, cellular component: plasma membrane; extracellular region. NCBI's taxonomy places the organism in Eukaryota, Metazoa, Chordata, Actinopteri, Blenniiformes, Blenniidae. The transcript is spliced from 6 exons.